CUUUUUUAACCAAAAAAGAAGGUUUUCUUUGCCCUGAAUGCGUGACUAGCUUUCUCUCAGUUGCCGGAUUACGCCGUCAUAUAGAAGUAGAACACUCCCGGAAAACCGACACAAUAGAUUUAUUUCAUAAAGCAUUAAAAACUUCGUUACCGCCAUUAAAUGAAACUAUGGUUACUCGAGCUCACUGGGUUUACAAUAAGUUUAAUUGCAUGGAGCCAACCUGUCAAAUCCGUUUUUCUCUGCUUAACAAAAAGCAUCACUGUCGAAGAUGUGGUGGAAUCUUCUGCGAAGAACACUGUCGUUGGAAAAUAAAACUGGAUGCGCGUGCAAUUCCCGAUCAAGAAUUUGGAGUUUCUUGCCGCGUUUGUAAAUCCUGUUUCAUAACUGGGCAGCCUCUUAAUAGUAUAGGCGCUAUUAGAGAUAAGACAAAUAUAUAUAGUAAACUCCGCAAAAGUUUUUUAACAUCUUCAGAACUCGAAGCUAAUAAAUUACUAGGCAGAUUGGAAAGGCUGUUCCAAGCAUAUGAAAAUGAAGAAUAUAAGAGUAUAUCAACUAUUCUUCAAUUCAGAAGAACGCCCAUCGAAAAACAAGUUAUCCCCUGGGAAGACGACUCCAACAUUACUCGGUGCUCUCUUUGCGGAGCUUCGUUCACUAUAUUGCUUAGAAAGCAUCACUGCCGACUUUGUGGGCUAACGAGAUGCUAUUAUUGUUGCAAUACUGUCCUACGCUAUUCUGAUCUUCUUGUUCUUAAAGAACCAAUAGGCUUCAAGAAAAAUAGUACACUGUCGCUCAGAACACUAAGCGAUGACCAGGGUGCCCACCCCCCACGUUCUAGGAGCCCAACGAUCUCUCUAAGCUCCCUUGAUCUCGCAAAGUUGUACAAACAUUCCAAGUUGCUCACGUGCCUUGAGUGUGCACGAGCCCUUAAAUUUCGCAGUCGCCAGCGAGCUCAUAAUGAGCACGUGCAACCCGCUAUUGUAAAAGCGCAUCAGAAGUGGGAACGUCUAAAAAGAGAUUGCGAUAAACUAAUUGCUCAGGCUGAGCUUAUAACUUGCAAAAAAUGCUCUUCUGCGGAAGACUUUGCUUUGGGAAAAAAAAUAAAAACCAGAAUCACUGCCUACAUCGAAGCACUACACGACAUUAGGCAUAAAGCCUUACUAAGAAUCUCACAACUGUCGCAAUUGGGCCCCAAAAGAACUUUAGCUCUUCCGAUAAAAGAGCUUGCAAGGACUUGUUAGGUGAUGAAGAAAUCGUCCAACUUAACAUUACGAGGGCUAUUCAAAUUUAUAUAAAUGCUUGCCUCUCUACUUUGCAGCGUCUUCCUACUAAAGAACCUCUUAAUAAAAAACCUGUUUCUUCCGGAUUAUCUAAUCAGCAAUCAAGGGGAAGCCCCAGUUCUGUAGACUCCGACGUUUUUAUAGAACAUAGAAGUCAACUACUAGAAUUUAUUGAACAGGCAAAAAGUGCGGGCAAAGAUGACGAAGUGGCGGCGCUUAAAAGCUCUUUAGAAGAAUUAAACUUAGAGCUGAAAAAACUAGGCUUUGAUAAAUAGAGCCUUUAACUUCGUACCUUUUUUACGCCCUGAUAACCUUAUAAUUGAAGAAAGCAACUUUUAUGAGGGAAAACAGCAAGGGAUUCUUUUUUCUUU
Messenger RNA from Zophobas morio, 1648 nucleotides. RefSeq lists its product as uncharacterized. Gene Ontology annotation, molecular function: metal ion binding. Lineage: Eukaryota; Metazoa; Arthropoda; Insecta; Coleoptera; Tenebrionidae. Bases 168 to 1238 code for a protein of 356 amino acids. The record is from RefSeq and is a predicted model, not a curated record. The transcript is spliced from 15 exons.